Electrophorus electricus (electric eel) is the source of this 816-nucleotide messenger RNA. The record is from RefSeq and is a predicted model, not a curated record. Lineage: Eukaryota; Metazoa; Chordata; Actinopteri; Gymnotiformes; Gymnotidae.
CUUUUUCAAUGUACAUGUGAAUGUGCGAUCAGCUUGAUCAAAAUUGCAGGUAAUUUUAGAAUGUUCCACAGAUCUUACAGAACAUCUGUGAGAUGCCUGCCAUCAAAGAGUGCUAUGCUCACUAUAUUUGUGUCAUGCUUUUUUUUUGCAUUUGUGGGCUUAAUACAGGAAGUGUCGUGUUUACAUGCGGUACAUUUGUAAAGGUCACUCAUUUUAGCAUGCUAGUCAGUCAAUGCAUAACAGAUAUGCCAACAUACCAUUCUACUGUUCUGUUCGUGUUUGUUGUGAUUUUCUAUGGGCAGUCUAUGCAAUCUCCAUCGAACGACAAAGAUUUUACUUUAGUGCAAGUGAUAUAUUCAAGAAAUCCAGUAAGAAGCACAGCGGGUCAAACUUUGACUCUCAAGUGCACUGUGAAAUACACGAAAGAGCAGUGUGGAAGCCCCCUGGCCUCGUGGUGUUUGCCAAAAGAGCAUUGUCAGUUACUUGCUGACUCUGACAGAUAUCUGAUUUAUACCAAUGAGACUGAAAUAGAAACUGGAUUCAGGCAACGUGAUGUAUUUAUUACAUUUAAACAGCUGUCUGUCAAUGACACUGAAUUCUAUAAUUGUAUGGCGAAAUGUCUGAAGACUGGAGCAUCGGCUGUAGGACAUCGCAUCAACCUCACCAUAACAGCUGAAGAACCCAACAAGAGUGUCCGUCGGCAUGCCGAUAUGGUCCUUCUGAUGCUCAGUGGCUUCUUACUUCCAUUGCUCCAUUGACACUCCUGCAUAGGUGCCACUGAUUCAGUCACUUGUUAAUAAAUAACCUAAAAAAGAA